Xyrauchen texanus (razorback sucker) is the source of this 2814-nucleotide messenger RNA. Its product is annotated as apoptosis-inducing factor 3. Lineage: Eukaryota; Metazoa; Chordata; Actinopteri; Cypriniformes; Catostomidae. Gene Ontology annotation, biological process: execution phase of apoptosis. Gene Ontology annotation, cellular component: mitochondrion; cytoplasm. The coding region runs from base 427 to 2226 and encodes 599 amino acids. The transcript is spliced from 20 exons. The record is from RefSeq and is a predicted model, not a curated record. Gene Ontology annotation, molecular function: flavin adenine dinucleotide binding; oxidoreductase activity, acting on NAD(P)H; 2 iron, 2 sulfur cluster binding.
GUGUGCAUGAGUGUGUGUGGUGGGACUGUGCCUUGAUCUUGGGCUACUGCAGUAAAUUCGUUAGGAGGAGGCAAUUCUCUUGAGGAGAGGGGAAUAACGGGAAUCCAGUUCUGGAGAUAGCGAUCAGAAAGGAUACAUACAGCAAAAUGACACCUGGCUCAUCACCUCUGGACUUAUGCAGAAAACUGUGAGCAGAUACACUAAAGCACACCUGAUUUAGACACGACAAGGCUGUGUAUAAUGUACAGGAGCUGAUCUCUGAGAUGGCUAUGUGGGUCCGACAGGCCCAGACGUCCCCCCUGAAGUGCUGCCUCCACCUUCUCCAGGCCCUGUGGCCCACCCUGAUCGUCUGAUCACGCUUAGCCCUGUUACACCCGUCCUGGGCUUCCCUCUUAUCGGACCACCUGGCUUCACUCUGGGCCCACCAUGGGAGGUUGCCUCUCCAAACCCAAAGCAGUAGAGGUCAAAGUUGAGCUGACUCUUUUAGAGAAAGAGAAAGAGGUGGAUCUGAUGUCUCCUAAUGGAAAGGCCAGUCCAUUCUCAGAGUGCAGACCCAACGGCUCUCUGGGACACUGUUCUGAUGAGGACACAAUGACUCAACGACCACAGCGCAAACACAGAGAUUACAUAGAGGCCUCUGUCUGCCAUGUCAAAGACCUGGAAAAUGGACAAAUGCGUGAGGUGGAUUUGGGUGCAGGCCGAGCUCUGCUCAUAAAGGAACAUGGAGAAUUCUUUGCCAUGGGACAUAAGUGCCCACAUUAUGGGGCUCCACUGGUCAAAGGUGUGCUAUCAAAAGGGCGUGUGCGAUGUCCAUGGCAUGGGGCAUGUUUUGACAUUGUUACGGGUGACAUUGAGGAUUUCCCUGGCUUAGACAGUCUGCCCACCUUCCAGGUCAAAGUUGAGAAAGAGAGGGUGAUAAUAAGGGCAAACAAGCAGGCCCUUCAAACUCAGCGGCGGACAAAGAGCAUGUCAAAGUGUUCAGCUGUCAUCAACUCCAGCAAUGGAUUCAGCCACAUUCUCAUUAUUGGAUCAGGUCCGGCUGGUCUGGUGUGCGCUGAGACUCUGAGGCAGGAGGGUUUCACUGAUCGUAUAGUGAUGUGCACCAUGGACAAACAUCUGCCUUACGACAGACCUAAACUGAGUAAGUCUUUAGAGAGCACAGCUGAGCAGCUACAACUGCGGUCCAUGGAGUUCUUUCAAAUGCACGACAUAGAGAUACUAUUGGAAAAAGAAGUUGUCUGCGUAGAUGUGAAGACAAGAACUGUGACAUUUCGGGAUGGUUAUAAAAUGGAGUAUCGAAAACUCUUCAUUGCCACAGGGAGCAGACCCAAACCUCUGAGUUACAAAGGCAAAGAUGUGGGAAAUGUGUUUCACCUCCGAACACCAGAGGAAGCAAACAGCAUCGCUACACUCGCCAGCAAUAAGAACGCAGUCAUCGUGGGAACCUCGUUUAUUGGUAUGGAGGUGGCCGCAGCUCUCACAGAUAAGGCGCACUCGGUGUCUGUCAUUGGCAUAGAGGCCGUGCCGUUCCGUAAAGCUCUUGGAGAGAAAGUGGGAAAAGUCUUGAUGAAGCUGUUUGAGUCGAACAGGGUGAAGUUCUACAUGUUGAACGAGGUGUGGGAGAUGAGAGGGCAGAAUGGACAGUUAAAAGAAGUGGUUCUGAAAAGUGGCAAAGUCUUAAGAGCUGAUGUGUGUGUCAUUGGCACAGGCUCAGGUCCAGCCACGGCAUUCCUGAAACAGAGCGGAGUACACAUGGACUCCAAGGGAUUCAUUCCAGUCAAUAAGACCAUGCAGACGAACAUAGAUGGGGUCUUCGCUGGGGGUGAUGUGGUAACAUAUCCUCUAGCCCUGCGCAGCAAUAAGAAAGGAAACAUUCCCCACUGGCAGAUGGCGCAUGUACACGGCAGGGUGGCUGCUCUUAGCAUGAUGGGUAAGACCUCGGAUAUUAAAACGGUGCCUUACUUCUGGACAGCCAUGUUUGGGAAAAGCAUUAGAUAUGCAGGGUAUGGAGAUGGCUUUGAUGAUGUCGUCAUCCAGGGAGAUUUGGACGAGCUGAAAUUUGUGGCAUUUUAUACAAAGAGUGAGGAGGUGGUAGCCGUGGCCAGUAUGAACUAUGACCCCAUUGUGUCACGGGUUGCAGAAGUCUUUGGCUCUGGAAAGACGAUUAGGAAACGUGACGUGGAGACAGGAGAUAUGUCAUGGCUAAUUGACAAAGGCUCACAGUGAGGAUACUAAUGGUUCAGCACAGCGUGCUCCUUGAGUCUUCCAUGCCAAAAACUUGGACGAACUCCUAAAACAGACAUAGUCUUCUAUAGUGCUGCAGCUGCAGUUGGUUAAGCGGGACACUAGGUGGAAGACAUAUGCUGUCCUAAACUGGGCGAGCACCUGGGCUGCUCCUGGAUUAUGUACCCGGGACAUCAUCCCCACGAGGUGGAACCUCUCUGGACCUGUAUCCGUUCACAGUGCUAACAAAUGAGUCAUACCUGGUUUCGAACCCUCUGUACUAACCAACAGCUCUCUCUUGUGGGUUGUUAAAUCCAACCUCUAAGCUUUUGCAUGAAGCUUUUGCCUGUGCACAGAGUUCAGAGGAGAGUGAAGGGGAAUUUGCAUAUUUUAUUUUGUAUAAGCAACUUUGUACAUAGCUGUUACCUGAAGAUGAAUUUAAACAAUAAGACUGCACUUUUUCUACUGAACUUCUGCUACUGAUUAGUCUGGCUAUGAGAAUGAGAAUUUUUUAAAGGGAUAGUUCACCAAAAAAUGAAAAUUCGGUCUCAUGUUGUUCCAAACCUGAAUUACUUUUUCCAUGGAACAGAA